Molecule: messenger RNA, 2231 nt
Organism: Colletotrichum acutatum
Lineage: Eukaryota; Fungi; Ascomycota; Sordariomycetes; Glomerellales; Glomerellaceae
Product: DNA glycosylase
Exons: 1
Biological process (GO): mismatch repair; base-excision repair
Cellular component (GO): nucleus
Molecular function (GO): 8-oxo-7,8-dihydroguanine DNA N-glycosylase activity; purine-specific mismatch base pair DNA N-glycosylase activity; adenine/guanine mispair binding
Source: RefSeq, a predicted model, not a curated record
CGUCUCCUCGUCGCGUUCCCCAAACAUCACCAUGAUCCAACGUCGCCUAGUCCGUCGACAAAGCUCACUCGCAGCAGCGAAGAAGAUCUUGGCGCAAGCCGACAGCGAUCCAGACGUCGAAAACAAGAAGUCAGCGUCUAGACCACGUUCGGUAGCCAACAAAAAGUCUACACCUGUUUCACCACCGGCAUCCAAGGACGCGUCGGAAGAAGAUUUCAAUCCAACUCUUCAAGAAGAUGACGGCGACGAUGUGAAGGACGUCAUUGAGCCGCCGCCAAAGAGGCGCAAGGUUGAGAAGAAUCCCAAGGCUCGAAAAGCAGACACUGCGAAACUCCAUGCGCGUCUCUUCGGUCCACCGCAGCAACAGCCGGGGACGCAAGAUGCCUGCUGCUUCGGUCCACCGCAGCAACAGCCGGGGACGCAAGAUGCCUGCUGCUCGCCCGCCGCAUCAAGAACGCACGCCACCUCCUACCAUCGCCCUCUCCUCCUAGACGGUCAACCAGGCCGACUCGGGCGCGAUGCUCUCCUCGGCUGGUUCGACUCCAUCAGCACAACCCGCGGCAUGCCCUGGCGCAAGCCCUGGAUCGAUCCUGCAGAAACCUCGCCAAACGACGCCGCCGACCUCCGCAGCGCCCUCGAAAAGCGCGCCUACGAAGUCUGGAUCAGCGAGAUCAUGCUCCAGCAGACCCGCGUCGCCGUAGUAAUCGACUACUGGAACAGAUGGAUGGCCCGCUGGCCCACGAUUCAGGACCUCGCGGCCGCUGAGCCUGAAGAUGUGCUGAGCGCCUGGCGCGGGCUGGGCUACUACAGCCGUGCCACGAGGAUUCACGAGGCUGCGAAGCUGGUCGUCGCAGACCCGACCUGGCGGGGCCUGAUGCCCUCCGAUACAGCCGAGCUUGAGGCCAAGGUCCCAGGCGUGGGGCGGUACACGGCCGGUGCCGUCGCUGCAAUUGUGUUUGGCGAGGCCGCGCCCAUGGUUGAUGGGAAUGUGCUCCGCGUGCUGAGCAGACAGUUGGGGCUUUAUGGGAAUGCUAAGACGGAUAAGGCUGUUAUUGAUUUGCUCUGGGCAGCUGCAGAUGCGCUCGUCAAGGCGGUUGCAAGAGACGGAACCGACGAAGAUGGCGCUGAGCUUGCUGAGAAUGCGCCGCUGAGUGACCGUCCUGGACGAUGGGGACAGGCCUUGAUGGAACUCGGGAGCACCGUCUGCACACCGAAGCCAAACUGCGGCGAGUGUCCCGUCACCUCCACAUGCCGUGCGUACGCAGAGGGUCUCCAAAUAGCAGCCAAGAAGUCGAGGAAAGCGGCUGAAAAGGUCGAGGAUAUCGAGGACCUGUGCCCAGUUUGCGAACCUUUUGAAGAAGCCACAGGCGAGACCACCCCCUCUGAGGAAGAUUCCGAAGCUGAGUCGCUCAAGCGGAAGCCGGCAAAGGGGGCUAAGAAAGGCGUAAAGACACAACCGGGGCCAAAGCAGGCGACAUUAUCCGCCUUUUUCACCUCGAAGACGGCAAAGAAGAAGGAGGAAGCGCAGCCUAGGGUUGCCCAAAUUGAUGCAAGAACACUAGAAAUCAUCGCGGAACACGCUCGAAAGUUCCCCCUCAAGGUGGUCAAGAAGGCAGUUAGAGAGGAAGAGGCCCUGGUCUGCGCAGUCCGGCGUAGCGACGACGGUCGAUUCCUAAUACACAGGCGUCCGGAGAAGGGACUCCUCGCCGGGCUGUGGGAGUUGCCCAGCCACACGCUGCCGUCUACCAGCGGCAACACCGCGACGUCGCGGAAGAAGGACGCUCAGGGAUAUAUCUCGGGACUCAUCGGCGGUGGUGGAGACAAGAAGUGGAGGCUGAAACAUGCUGGGGAGCUGGGCAGCGUGCCGUGGCUUUUUUCUCACCUGAAGCUUACGAUGCAUGUGCAUCUCUUCGAGGUAGAUGGCUCUGAAGACCUCGUCUCGUCGCACGCGCGACAUCGAUGGGCUACGGUUGAGGAGAUUGAUGAAGAGUCUAUGGGGACGGGGAUGCGCAAGUCCUGGGCUUUGGUGAGGGAGAGGUACGAGUAGUGUAAAUAUGAAUGGAUUGGCCCGCGUUAUGCGUCGGCAACCAUGUAAACAGCACAAAUUUCCAAAUGGGCCAUUAAACCUUACCCUGUUUGAAGGUACUUCAUCUUAGGUAACUUCGAUUUGGGGAAUCGUAUGAGAUGUAACUCUGCUUAGUUGCACUUAUGGAACUGCGGGCUUCCAGUGC